Molecule: messenger RNA, 2055 nt
Organism: Parnassius apollo (apollo)
Lineage: Eukaryota; Metazoa; Arthropoda; Insecta; Lepidoptera; Papilionidae
Source: the annotation of a GenBank genome assembly
AUGCCUCCAACAAGAAAGAGAAGUGCAUUGUGGAACCAUUUUAGUGAGCUUACGGACAACAAAGCUAAAUGUGGUUACUGUGCACAAACUUUGAGUAUACCCAAUAAAUCCAUCGGUAAUUUGAGCAGGCACAUGAGACUAAAACAUCCUACAAUUCAAAUACAAUUAAGCAGACAACAGAAUACAAUUCAACAGCAGUCAUCAACAUCAAUACUAGACCCAGUACCAUCUAUGUCAUCAUUUACAUCUCUAUCUCAAAAUGAACUACCUGCAACGUCACAUAUCUCCCUACCGUUAACUUCUCAUGGACCACCAAAACAAUCCACUAUGACAGAAUUUAUUCACAAACCCGUGCCUGUUAAAAAAAUAAAUGAGAUCGACAAACAAAUUAUCAAAAUAAUUGUCAAAAAUUAUCACCCAUUUUCGCUCGUAGAGCAACCAGAAAUCAAAGAAUUGUUCGCCAUGAUUAUUCCUGGUUAUAGCUUACCAACUAGAAAAACUGUAUCAAACAGUCUUUUGCCAAAAAUGUAUCAGGAAUGUUUGGAAAAAGUUCAGGUUAACAUAGACUCCGCAUGGGCUGUCUGUCUAACUACCGAUUCCUGGACGUCGAUAAAUAAUGUCAGUUUUGUUUCUGUCACCGCCCAUUAUUUAGAUAAUACUUACAUUAUGAGGUCAUAUCUUUUAGAUUGCUUUUCAUUCUCUGACAGACACACGGCAAAAAAUUUGUGCCAAUCUUUGCAGGCAAAAAUUGUCGAAUGGAAGAUACAAAACAUAGUCGUUGCUGUAGUAAGUGACAAUGCCGCUAAUAUCUCGGCUGCAAUUAGGAUGGGCGGCUGGAAACAUAUCAGAUGUUUUGCUCAUUCUGUAAAUUUGAUUGUACAAUCAGGUUUAAAAGAUAUUAAAAAUACUGUCUUAAAAGUGAAGUCUAUUGUAGAAUAUUUUAAAAGUAGUUCGUCAGCAUUAACAAAAUUAAAAGAAAUCCAACAGCAAAUGGGUCUUCCAGAAUUAAAGUUAAAACAAGACGUAGUCAUACGAUGGAACUCGACACACGAUAUGUUAAAUCGAUUCCUUACAUUAAAAGAGGCCAUAAUUUCUACUGUGGCAAUACUCGGCACAGAUCUGGAAAUGUUAACACCAGAAGACUGGAAAAUCGUUGACCUCGCGAUUAAAAUAUUGGAGAUAUUUUACAACGUCACAGUAGAGAUGAGUUCAGAAACACAAGUUACUUUAAGUAAAGUAAUUGUGUUGACAAAAAUUAUGAUAAAACACGUUAAUAAGCGUAUUAAUGAGGACACUGGAUUACCUGCGCAAAUAAUAUUAUUAUUGGACACCCUGAAGCAGCAGUUGUCGGAUAGAUUCCAAAACAUUGAAUCCAACCCUCUGUACGCGGAAGCAACAAUUUUGGACCCGCGCUUCAAAGGUUUCGCGUUCAGAGAACAAGAAAAAUUUAAUAUAGCUGUAACGACCUUAAGACGACGUUUAGCAAAUACAGCUACUGAGACGGUCCGUGGUAUUACCACGGAGACAACAUCUGUAACUAUGGCUGAAACCGCAACUCAACCUGUGGCCGCAACAUCAGCAUCGCUUUGGGACGAUUUUGAUGCUGAACUGAGUCAGCAUCUCAGACCGCGAAAUCAAAUGGCAGCAGGAAUAAGAGAGCUAGAUAAAUAUUUAAAUGAUGAAAUGCUGCCUAGAAAUCAAGAUCCCUUAAUUUGUGUACCUAAAGAUGCAGCACGCCGUAAGAAGUGGGUGGAAAUAAUAAGGUUGUUAAGAAAGGAGACUGACUGGGUGCCUUCUAAAUCUACUGUCAUUUGUUCUAAGCACUUCCGGAAUCAAGACAUACUUGAACCAAAAAGCGAUUGCGGCCGUGUUCAUUUGUCUAACGAAGCAAUUCCAAUGAUUGUAGACGAACCUCAUUUUGAAAAGCCGGUAGAACUUUUAAUAGAAGAAAAUAUGGAUUUUGAUGUUAUGGAAACCGAUGAAGAGAUAGAUGAAAUAACUGAAACACCGCGAAAGCACAAAAUGAGAAAAAUAAUUCACCAAACUAACAAUUAG